Molecule: messenger RNA, 1387 nt
Organism: Eruca vesicaria subsp. sativa (arugula)
Lineage: Eukaryota; Viridiplantae; Streptophyta; Magnoliopsida; Brassicales; Brassicaceae
Source: the annotation of a GenBank genome assembly
GUUUGAGAUCUCCUUCCACAGUCCACAACCAUACCAUCAUCAGAUCUGCCACUAUCUUUUUCACAAAAAUCUUCACAAGAAAUCCCAAAAAUCUGUCUGUUAUUGAAAUUAUUUCACUGUUAAAUGUAACCUCUUCUGGUACAAGAAUGGCGCAGCAACAACACUACCUUCACCAACGUCCCAUACAAAAAAACCCAAUAUCCCUCCUCAGCCGUAACAGUCUCCUCCUACUUCUUUCUCUCCUCAUAAUCCUCGGCGUAUUCUUACCCUGGACAGGAUCUCCCUUAUUCCCCUCUCCAAACACAAUCUCUCCCUUUCAAUCCAAAUGGCGCGAAUAUUCCCUAUCUCAAGCAGUUAAAUUCGCAGCUAAAAACGGGACAGUGAUUGUCUGCGCAGUGAGUUAUCCUUACUUGCCUUUUCUCAACAACUGGCUGAUUAGUGUCUCGAGACAGAAGCAUCAGGACAAAGUACUCGUCAUAGCUGAGGAUUACGCUACUCUCUAUAAAGUUAACGAGAAGUGGCCUGGUCACGCUGUUCUCAUCCCUCCUGCGCUUGAUUCUCAGACAGCACACAAGUUUGGGUCUCAGGGCUUCUUCAAUUUCACAGCACGGAGGCCGCAACAUCUCUUGCAAAUUUUGGAGCUAGGUUACAGUGUUAUGUACAACGAUGUUGAUAUGGUCUGGCUCCAAGAUCCCUUCCUUUAUUUAAAAGGAAGACAUGAUGCUUACUUCGAGGAUGACAUGACUGAAAUUAAGCCCUUGGAUCACUCUCAUGAUUUACCACCUCCGGGUAAAAAAGGAAGGCCUUAUAUAUGUAGCUGCAUGAUUUUCUUGCGUCCCACUGAUGGGGCAAAGCUUCUGAUGAAGAAAUGGAUUGAAGAACUUCAAGACCAACCUUGGUCCAGAGCAAAGAAAGCAAACGAUCAGCCUGCUUUUAACUGGGCUCUUAUGAAAACAUCUCAUCAGGUUGAUCUCUACUUGCUUCCUCAGGCAGCAUUCCCAACAGGAGGAUUGUACUUCAAGAACAAGACAUGGGUUAAGGAGACAAAGGGGAAACAUGUGAUAAUCCACAAUAACUACAUUUUGGGUUUCGAGAAGAAGACCAAACGUUUCCGUGACUAUGGUCUAUGGUUAGUGGACGAUCAUGCUCUUGAGUCCCCAUUAGGAAAAUUAGAGUAAAUUCAACAAUAUUGUUUUGCUCGCUCUCUCGCUCCACAUUUUUCUUCUUAUUUGGAAUUUUCAGGGUGCACAAAGAAAGAAUAUCCACUUGAGUAGUUUGUUAGGAGUCUUUUAAAAGUUAUAUGAGAAUGUGCUAUAUUAGCCAAUUUAAUAUGACUCUGAGUCUGGCAUUUCUGUGAUGACUUCAUUCAAAUCAUAUUGAGUUCACA